AUUAAUUCUAUCACUCCUUCAUCCUGUUUAUUGAAUGUUUUAUUUUACUAAAGCAACAUUUUUUUCACAUAAAGUUUGAAAAUUGUGUUUAUAUAUCUUAAUUUUCUGCUUAAAUCAACCGCAUUCAUGUUUAAUUUUGUUUGCUGCUUGUGGGGUUUUAUGUUUGAUUCAUAUGUAUGCAGCAGCUUGUUAUAUCUCUGGAGACUAGUGGUCGAUUCGUGUGUUUUAUACACAUGGCCACCACUUGAUUGGUGUGUGGACUUUGUUCAAUAGAUGUGUGUGUACUGUGUAGUUAUUAGCUUAUGCUCUAUCGUGGGCUUUGAUUGUACCGAAAAGAAAAUAACCUAAAUCGAAGUUCUUUUUCACUAGGUAAUUCUUUUUGGUUUUUACUCGUUAGCUGCACUGAAUUGAUGAGCUUGUAUGUUAUUGGAUCAUCUUCUUUCAAACUAAGGUUUGAAUUGAUGAAAUGGGAAGGUAUAUAGUGGAAUGGGAAUAUGGGAUGAAACCUGGUAGUACCAUUUACGCUGUUUGGAAGAGAGUUUUUAUUGGAGGGGGCGGUAAUAGAAUGUUAUGGUUUACUUCUACUUACCUCCGGUUCGGAUGUUAGGGGAAGUAACUGAAAUUUAUCUGCACACCUGUAUCUAUAAAAUUCACAUUUAGGACAGUAAAAGGAAAGGAGUGAAUUUUUCAAUUUUUAUAUAUUUUUGUUCCUUUGCAUUAUGUUAAUUAGCCAAACAAGUUAAGUGAGUUAAAGGCUCUUUACUUCCAUUUACAUUACAUUCCAUAAUUAAAAGAAACCUUGUAUCCAACCAGACCAAUGACUACAAUACAUCAUUAAUGUGUUAGAGAUGAAUCAUUAGGUUCUUGAGCUACUAGUUGAUUGGUGCUGGUUUUUGUAUUGCAGUUGGUUCUGCUAUCUAUGAUCUUCUUUCUUGACACUUGACAGUGUCUUAGACAACAAAUCAGGAAAUGGCCGGUAGUGGUCAAUUACCUGAAAGCCAAAAACCUUCAAUUACAUACAAGCACAAUCAAACUGGCGGGGCAUUCUUUAAGCUCGUGGAAUCUAAUCACGAGGAUUGUACCCCCAGCUCUUCUGCUAUUAAUCAGCACAAUGGUAACAGGAUCGAAUCCAAGUCAGCUGAAAUAGUAAGAACUUCUGAUCUCAUUGCAGCAAUUAGUCAUCUAUGGGAUCGUGCCAUUCUUCCUCCUGCAUUAAAAGCGGAUUCAGAUCAUGACGCAAAGAACCUUAAGAAAGCAAAUACAUUCUGCUAUUCGGCUGAGGAAGGCCAUAUUGAUGCAUCAACUUCUGCAGAGGGUCAAGAUUUCUCAGUUAAUGUAGUACCUGAUUACUCCUCACCCUUAGUGCAGGCAACCAUAGAAUGCCUAAAGGUGACCCAGAAAAUCUCCUUCUUUGAACCUGGUACUAUUAGUGGUAGCAGUGGUUAUGCAAAUUCUCUUAUUUGGGGACUUAUAAAAAGUGGUUCCAGCAAUCCAAUGGAGUCCUUCAAGGAUACAGGGCAUGCAAGAGGAAACUUACAUAACGCAAAGGAUGCACAGCAGUUGUUGAGUGAAACUACGAUCUCUAGAUCGAUGCAUCUUGUCAACUCUAAUGUUUCGGACAAAGUGAAGAAUCAAGAUUGUUGCAAUACUGGACAAAGAAACUCAACUUGCAUUAAUUCUUGUGAUAAUGCCAGUAAUUCAACCAAGAACACAAGUACUGUUAACACUGAUUGCCUCCCAGAAACGGCUGAAACAAUAGAUAUAUUGUCAGGUCCAAGCCCGAUCAUGGAUAAACACCUAUCUGUUACCUCUCUAUUCACAGAUCACCUUCUUCAGGCCGUUGAAGACACAAAUGAAAACAUUAGUUUGACCUCAAUUUCGCGACUUCAUGUGGAACACAGUGCCAAUCCUUUAGCUACCGAUACAGGUGCUCACAGUGAAAGCGAGAGCAAUCCCAAAGAGAGUCAUCUGCUUGAAGGUGAGAGUUUUCAGCAACAAGUUUGUUUCACUGAGAGCAAGUCCAAUUUAAAAAUCAGCUCAUCAAAUCAUGAUAAACCGGGUUUUGCACGGCAGGAGCAUGCUUUUGCUGGAGCAUUUGCUGGUAUCUUUGUAAGCCUUUGUCUACAUCCUGUGGAUACAAUUAAGACCGUGACUCAGUCAUGUCGCAGUGACCCAAAGAGUCUUCUUGAUAUAAGCCGAUCUAUUAUUGCUGACAGAGGUCUAAUCGGACUCUACCGUGGAAUUGCUAGCAAUAUUGCUACUUCAGCACCAAUUUCUGCUGUCUAUACUUUCACUUAUGAAUCAGUUAAAGGGGCCUUGCUUCCUUAUUUUUCUAAGGAGUGUCAUUCUUUGGCGCAUUGUGUAGCAGGAGGUUCUGCGAGUAUUGCAACUUCUGUUAUUUUCACUCCAAGUGAACGUAUAAAGCAGCAGAUGCAAGUCAGUUCUCACUAUAAAAGCAGUUGGAAUGCGUUACUUGGAAUUGUCGGAAAGGGUGGUUUGUCUUCAUUAUAUGCUGGGUGGGGAGCUGUACUGUGCAGAAAUGUUCCGCACUCAAUCAUCAAGUUCUACACCUAUGAAAGGCUAAAGAAGUUAAUGUCAUCCUCACUUCAACCAAAUGGACAAAGAGAAAUGCUGCGAACGCUCAUCUGUGGAGGAUUAGCUGGAUCUACUGCUGCUCUUUUUACAACUCCUUUUGAUGUGGUGAAGACAAGGUUGCAGACUCAGAUUCCUGGUUCAAGAAAUCAAUUUGAUGGUGUGUUUAAUACCCUGGUGGAGACAGCUAAGCAUGAAGGUUUGAAGGGUCUCUAUAGGGGCUUGACUCCAAGGUUAGUCAUGUAUAUGACACAAGGAGCACUGUUCUUUGCAUCAUAUGAAUCUUUCAAGAGAUUGUUAUCUUUGGAGGCAGUACACGAUAGUGCUCAACAUCUGAUAUGAAUCAAGACUGAAAAAGGAUUCAAACUCUCUGCCUGAAAGCUGCAUAAUUGCAAUCACUACAAGUCCAGUAAGUGUUGAAAUUUUCCUACUGGGUCGCCAAAGGGAACUGAUACACGGAAGCUCGAUAAAUUGUAAUUCUUGUCUCUCUGAAGCUUCCCUUGAUAGAAUAGAAACUAGGUAUAUCUGAGUAACCAUGGACGGCAGAUAUAGAAAAAUGUUAUUCAUUUGUCUGUUGUUAGAACAAUGCAGGCCAAUUUUUUGUAAGUAGGGUGAUUACAGAUAAGUUGAAAAUUGAAACACCUUGUACAGACUACUUAAAAUAUAUUAAAGUUCAGAGUUCAAUA
This is a messenger RNA of Daucus carota subsp. sativus, 3278 nucleotides long. RefSeq lists its product as uncharacterized. The record is from RefSeq and is a predicted model, not a curated record. The coding region runs from base 970 to 2934 and encodes 654 amino acids. Gene Ontology annotation, cellular component: chloroplast envelope; mitochondrial inner membrane. The transcript has 8 exons. Gene Ontology annotation, molecular function: S-adenosyl-L-methionine transmembrane transporter activity. NCBI's taxonomy places the organism in Eukaryota, Viridiplantae, Streptophyta, Magnoliopsida, Apiales, Apiaceae.